AUGCGCGUUCCAGCUACCACCGCAGCGCUUUCGCUGCUUUUCAGCGCUGGCUAUCUUUCUCUUGUUGAUGGUUGCCCAACGACUGAGACUGUGACGCUUUCAACUGUCACAAGUACCACCACACUUCCUACGCAGACAGUUACGGGAGCGCCUGCGCCUACGGGUACUGGAACCAACCCUGGAGGCAAUGGUAACAACCCUGGGGGCAACGGCAACAACCCCGGGGACGGCUCUGGUGAUGGCUCGGGUAAUGGCACAGGCUCAGGUUCUGGAACUGGCUCGGACAAUGGUUCUGGAACGGGUUCUGGCUCUGGCUCUGGCUCAGGCAAUGGCUCUGGAACUGGUUCUGGAGACGGCUCAAGCAAUGGUUCUGGGUCAGGCAGUGGUUCCGGCAACGGCUCUGGCAACGGCUCUGGCAACGGCUCUGGCAACGGCUCUGGCAACGGCUCUGGCUCGUUGUCAGGCUCAGGAUCUGGAGGAUAUUCUCCGUCUGCCUCUGGUUCUGGCUCGGGCAGUGGCGUCCCUACCGUCACUGGUUCGGGCGGCGUCCCCGUCGUCACUGGCAGCGCAGCACGCCAUCAAACAACAAGCCUCUACUGCGUGCCACUGGCGCUGACCGUCGCCACUCUAUUCUUCUCCUUGUAA
Messenger RNA from Beauveria bassiana ARSEF 2860, 645 nucleotides. RefSeq lists its product as uncharacterized. The transcript is spliced from 2 exons. NCBI's taxonomy places the organism in Eukaryota, Fungi, Ascomycota, Sordariomycetes, Hypocreales, Cordycipitaceae. The coding region runs from base 1 to 645 and encodes 214 amino acids. The record is from RefSeq and is a predicted model, not a curated record.